This is a messenger RNA of Penicillium malachiteum, 7011 nucleotides long. RefSeq names its product type I polyketide synthase. Gene Ontology annotation, molecular function: phosphopantetheine binding; oxidoreductase activity; fatty acid synthase activity. Gene Ontology annotation, biological process: secondary metabolite biosynthetic process; fatty acid biosynthetic process. The record is from RefSeq and is a predicted model, not a curated record. The coding region runs from base 1 to 7011 and encodes 2336 amino acids. The transcript is spliced from 9 exons. NCBI's taxonomy places the organism in Eukaryota, Fungi, Ascomycota, Eurotiomycetes, Eurotiales, Aspergillaceae.
AUGUCCAAGGAACAGCAAGAGGAAAUUGUAGGCCCUGAGCCAAUCGCGGUUAUUGGUAUGGGCUGUCGCUUCUCAGGGGAAGCCUCGUCUCUGGAAGGCUUCUGGAACAUGAUACGGGAAGGUCGAACAGGCCAUUGCAAGGUGCCACCGAAUCGAUAUGAAGCAUCCGGGUGGCACCACCCUAGUCACGAUCGGAAGGGAUCUAUCAACCAUGAUAGUGGAUUUUUCUUGGAAGAAGAUCCUUCCCGCUUUGAUGCCCCAUUCUUUUCCAUCACUGCGAAAGAAGCAGCUGGCAUGGACCCAGUACAGCGGCUACUGCUCGAAGUGGCAUAUGAAGCAUUUGAGAAUGGUGGUGUACCCAUGGAAAGUCUUCCUGGUAGCCGAACUGCAGUAUUUUCUGGGUGUAUGACAAAUGACUAUGAACUCUUGUCAACCUGUGAUAUGCAUGAUAUGCCACACAACUCAGCAACUGGCAACGGAAGGACUAUGCUAGCAAACCGAUUGUCCUGGUUUUAUGACCUGCGGGGCCCCAGUGUUAUGCUCGAUACAGCCUGUUCCUCUAGUCUGACGGCUUUGCAUCUAGCCACACAGGCUUUGCGGGCAAAUGAGUGUGAUACGGCUCUUAUAACGGGUGCUAGUCUCAUCCUUCAUCCAAAUUUCACACAGCGACUGUCCUAUAUGCACAUGUUAAGUGCGGAUGGUAUUAGCCAUUCUUUUGAUAAGAAAGCAAAUGGCUAUGGACGGGGUGAGGGCUUUGGUGCAUUGCUGUUAAAACCCCUCAGUAAAGCCCUGAAGGACAAAGAUGCCAUCCGCGCCGUCAUCCGCGCCACUGGUGUAAACCAAGAUGGACGUACUCCUGGUAUCACCAUGCCAAGCCGUACCUCACAGGCUGAUUUGAUCCGGACUGUUUAUGGGCCAGGCCUUCCGACUAUGCGAGAUACCGCGUACUUUGAAGCCCAUGGGACUGGUACUGAGAUUGGUGACCCAACUGAACUGUCGGCCAUUGGGGAGACUUUCGGCGCGGCCCGGUCUGCUGAUGAUCCACCCCUCUAUGUUGGGUCCGUGAAAAGCAAUAUGGGACACACGGAAGGUGCAGCUGGUGUAGCGAGUCUGAUCAAGGUUGUACUUUGUCUGGAAAAGGGUGUUCUUGUUCCCAAUGCCGGAUUUUCUGAAGUGAACCCAAAGAUUCUUCUCGACGAUUGGAAGCUUCGACUAAGUAAUGAGUAUAUACCCUGGCCCUCUCACCUUCCCCAGAGGGCCAGCAUCAACUCAUUUGGUUUUGGUGGCUCUAAUGCCCAUGCACUCAUUGAGAGUGCCUCCGAGUAUUUGGGGUCCGUUGAGGAGCCUCUUUCGGAAUCAGCAGGAAAGGUCCCACAGGUUGUUGUGUUUUCCACAUAUGACAAGGCCGGUAUUAAUCGGAUGGCCACCAAAUGGACGUCAUUUCUUCAAACACGGCUUGAUGCUGGCCAAGAUGAAUCUUUGCAGAGUAUUGCCCAUACUAUGGGUAUCCGCCGCUCCAAACUGCCCUUCCGCAGCUUUGCAGUGGCUGAUUCUCAGUCACAGCUUUGUGAGGUGUUGAGGAAGGGAUUACCGGAAUUCCCCCCGAGCGAGUCGGAGCACGAAUUCCAACCUGUCUUUGCAGAGAGCAUGGCACGUAGUCAGGAAAUUCUGUCCAAUAUUGGAUGCACCUGGGAUCUGAUCGAAGAAAUCAAGGCAGACGCCGCCUCCUCAAGGAUGAGUCAGCCAGACCGGAGUCAGUCAAUCUGUUGUGCGUUACAAAUCGCCCUGGUCGAUCUCUUGGCCAGCUGGCAGGUGCACCCCCGAGCGGUCAUAGGCCACUCCAGUGGUGAGAUAGGAGCGGCAUAUGCAGCCGGAUUCCUCACUCACCAGGAUGCCAUCCGCGUUGCAUAUUUCCGGGGCGUGCUGUCUCUACGAAUUGCCCAGAAUGGAAGACGAGGCGGCAUGCUUGCUGCCGGAAUCUCACCUACGGAUGCUGAGAAGUAUCUUGCCGACGUUCCAUCUGGAUCCGUUGUUAUAGCAUGCGUCAACAGUCCAGCAAGCAUCACACUGUCAGGUGAUGUCGAUCAGAUUGAUCUGCUGGAGAAGAAAAUUCAAGACGAUAAAUGCUUUGCACGCAAACUGCGGGUCGAGACGGCCUAUCAUUCUCCACACAUGUACGACCUCGCUGAUGAUUACGAAGCAGCUCUAAAGGAUAUUGAACCCAAAGAGGGUCGCCAAGGUACAGUUGCUAUGUUCUCAUCUGUCACCAAAGAGCCAGUACACGCGAAAGACCUGGGUGCUGCCUACUGGGUACGCAACAUGGUCAGUACAGUGGAAUUUGCGUCUGCUGUGUCGCAGUUGGCUACAAUGACCGAGUCUCGCAAAGGACGUCGCCGCGCAGCAGCUGUCAAAUGGAGUGGCUUCCUCGAGCUUGGCCCACACGAAGCACUUAAGGGGCCGUUCACUCAGACUCUGCAGUCUAUUGAUGGGACUCUGAUCACACUUCCAUAUCAAGCCUUGGUAAAGCGGAACACAAACGCCCUUCAGACUGGUCUCCAGGUGGCGGGCCUCCUCUGGAGCAUCGGCACAGCCAUCGACAUAGCGUCUGUUAAUUUGAGCGUCAAUGCCACAGACCCAAAGAUAGUGCAUAACCUGCCAUCAUACCCCUGGAAUCACCAAUCCUCAUUUUGGCAUGAGCCUUUGGUUUCGACUCGACUCCGUCAGCGCAAAGAACCCCGUCAUGAUCUAUUGGGUAUUCCGUGGGAUUAUCAAAAUGAUCUCGAGCCACAGUGGCGCAACUUCCUGCGGGUUUCUGAGAUGCCUUGGCUAGCAGAUCACGUGGUCGCCGGCUCCAUCAUCCUUCCAGCUGCCGGCAUGGUUUCAAUGGUUGCCGAGGCUGCACGUCAGCUUGCGGAGACCUCUAGGUCCCUUCAAGCAAUUGAGUUCAACGAUCUUGGAUUCUUACAAGGUGUUGUCGUUCCGGAUGAUGAUCGCGGCCUUGAAACAGUCCUGCACGUGGCACCGCAUCCUACUGUUCCCGGUUGGUUUGCAUUUGGGAUUUUCUCCCUGCCCAAAGAUGCGGCCUGGAUCAAGCAUGCGACCGGUGCGUUUAAUCUACACUAUGACGAUAGUGGUAAGCCGAUAGGUCCUCAAGACUGGAGUCGGAUUAUCGAGGAGGGUAGAGAUAGACAAGCUGCUGCUCCCUGCACAAAAGCCGACGACGUCUACGAGUGGCUCUCCAACACGGGAGGUGUUACACUAGGCCCAACAUUCAGGUCUAUCUCUAACAUAUCCUUCUGCGAGAGUGGGUGUCAACUGUGGAUUGACGGAAUUGUACCAGACACGCAGCGAACGGCGCCCUAUGAACGGGAAUCCGCAUACUUUAUGCAUCCCACCUCUCUCGAUGCCCUGUUACAAGCAGCAGUUCUCUCUUGCUCGGAUGGGCUUAGCAACCAGAAUGCCAAUAUUCCGAUCGGCGUUGAUAGGCUCUACCUUCCAACUAGCUUGGAUCUCCGAUCAGGCGAUCGGUUCACCAUCCACACGACCACCAGAUCCCAAGAAGGAGGUUCAUCCCGAUCCGACUCCAUAGCCUCCGAUCCUUCAUGGGGCCAUCCCAGUGUAGUUUUGCAAGGUAUCCAGCUUGGUCGCGUGCCGAUGGCCAAAAAGGCCGCUGCAGGCACGGGUGAGACUAGUAUGAGCCGCUAUUCAUCUAUUUCUUGGGCAGCGCAUCCGAUCUUAUCUGGCGGCGCGGGAGCAAGCCAAACCCAACCUGGCCAACUUUCAGACUGGGUUCAGGGUGUCUGCCACGUAUACGGUGAUGCUCGAGCGCUUCUCAUAACUCCCUCAAGUGAGAGCAGCGAGGUGAUGAAAAGUUUGCAUUCAUUUCUGCCAGGUGUUGGGCAGCGCCCGUCCUUGCAGGAGCUCAUGGUCAUUAUUGUGGUACCCGAUGCGCCGACGGAGUCUCAAAUUAUCGAGCUUCGAGAGUUCCUGCCCGGUGCACAGGUGCAGCAUAUCGAAACAAUGCAAGACCUCACUCCAGCUGCGCUUGAUGACAAGCAGUUUGACGUCGUCUUUGUAGACCACCCGAGUAUUUGGAACUCCUCAGAUAUGGAAGCCAGUCUUUCGUCAAUCUCCUUGGUCGCGCAACCAGACGGAUGCAUGGCACUCCGCACCUCUUCCAUCGAUAAGGAUGCUUCGAAAAACAUCAAAAACACACUUGGCUGGAGAUUUACGGGUGAGACUCAAGACGGUGACUUCGUCCUGGCAUCUCGUGAUAUGGGCCCUGUAUCUCUUGAUUCGACCAUAUUCUUGCUCACAACAGACUCGACGCCUUUGCAAGAGAAUCUCAAGUCCAGCUUGGAGCAAACAUUUGCCACGUUGGAUGUUGAAAUACGACAUGUUGAAUUGCAAGAGAUUGGCAAUCUCGCCGGCAAGAUGGUCAUAUCCUUGCUAGAGUUCGAGCGACCCUGGGUGUCCUCCUGGACUGCCAGCUCCAUGUCACAAUUUCAGGCCCUGCUAAAUGCCACUUAUAUCCUAUGGGUCUCGCCAUGUUCAACUCCGAUGAUGGAUGCCAGUGCUGCCGGAUUUGGUGCAACCACUGGUCUGCUGCGCACUUUGCGAAACGAGAAACGCGGUACACUUUUGCCCCAGCUACAGUUCAACCAAAUCGAUGCAGUCAGGGAUAAUUUCUUGGCUAAAGGGAUACUUCAAGUAAUGGAAAUGACACUAGCACCUCUUACUCGGUCGAGUCACGACCUCGAGUACCGGUUGCAGGACGGCCGAAUCAUGGUGCCAAGAGUGGUUGCUGCUGAUCAGGUGGAUAGGGCUAUUAAUACCUUGUUACAUGGCCCGCGCCCAGCUAUGAGUUGCCUGGUUGAUGAUACUCGACCUUUGCAAUUCAAGAUGGAUCCUCAAGACACCAAGCACGCUUAUUGGGCGGAAGAUUCAGCUCUGGCCGCUGCCCUCCCCGAAGAUCACGUGGAGGUUCAAUUGAAAAUACAGACGAUUAGCCCGGCCGGAAGCUCUGUGAAUUCUAGUCCUGAGGCACUACUGCGUGCCGUCGAAGCUGUCGGUACCAUCAGGGAGCUUGGAAGUAUGGUCAAAGGGAAUCUUCUGGUGGGAGAUACUGUUGUACUAUUGUCCCUUAGUGCUGAGUCAGGGCUCAGCUUGUCAAACCGCCUGCGAGUCCCUGCUUCAGCGGUUAUGAGGCUGCCAGUGGGAAUCACUCCUGAGCAAGCAGUGUCAGUACCUUUAGCAUACACGCUGGCCUAUAUCAGUCUGUUUGACACAACUCGCCUCGGUCCUAACGAUUCGAUUCUCGUUGUCGGAUCCAUUAGCCAGACAUUGCGGGCCAUCUUGAACUGUGCGCUAAUGAUCCCGGGGGUCCAAAUUUUUGUAGCAACAACAAGUACUGCAGAGCGCGACGAACUUGCCUCCCAGUAUCACAUUCCACCCAAUCACAUCAUGAGCAUCCACGGUGGUCUUGAUACCAAAGUUAUGCGUAUGACCAAUGACAAGGGUAUUACUGCCGUUGUUUCGUGUGUCAGUGGCGGACCUGCUCGUCUUGCUGCUAGCACUUUGGCCUACGGGGGCCACUUUCUUGACAUCAGUGGCCAAAUGAAAGCAGCACCUUUGCCUAACUCUUUCAUUGAGAAGUCUUGUACAUUCUCCGUUCUCAACUUGAACGUCAUAUUGCAAAAGCAGCCUGAGAAAGCUUACGACUAUUUCCGUCAAGCUUCGACGGCCCUCUGCUCGCACCGCUACCUUCAAGCUGGGGCUGUCUUUUCUGUUGCUGAUUGGAGUGAUGCAAAAGACCACGCUCUAAAGACGGGAUCGCGAGUGGCAAUCAACCUCGAUGGACCUGGUGAGGUACUGAUUGAGCCUUUGCAAGCGGCUCCUGUUCCUCUACCCCGAGAGCAUACUUUCAUUUUAGCCGGAGGUCUCGGCACUCUGGGCUUGGCACUGGCUACCACACUUGUUGAAAAUGGAGCCGGUCAUCUUGUAUUCCUUUCUCGCUCCGGAACCGUUCAAGAUGCAUUAAAACCCGCCAUUAAUGAGCUCAGCAGCAAAGGUUGCUGUGUUGAUAUCGUGCCCUGUGACAUUUCUAUAGAGGGGGAUAUUCAGCAACUGCUUUCAGAAGCCCGCGAGCACCAGUGGCACAUCAAGGGUGUUUUACAGUGCGCAACAGUGCUUCAGGACUCAAUGUUCGAGAAGAUGUCUUUCGAGGAAUGGAAAAAUUCUACUCAGCCCAAGAUUUUGGGAACAUUCAAUUUGCACCACCUCCUGCUGAACGAAGGACUAGACUUCUUCGUCACACUUUCAUCUGUUGCUAGUGUGAUUGGCAAUAUGGGUCAAUCAAACUACUCCGCCGGCAACUCAUACAUGGAUGAUCUGAUGAGCUGGCGACAAGCCCAUGGGCUCCCUGGAAAUAGUAUCAACAUCGGUCUUGUUCCCGACGCCAGCGGAGUUGGCGAUGUUUCCGAGUCACCCGAGGAACGUCGUCGGCGAUAUAGCCAUUUGGAAGGGACAGAAAUUCUCACAGACGAAUUGCAAGCACUUCUUCAGCUAAUUUUGCAGCGGCAGGUGUCUAUUCCUGCGCAAGUCCUUGCGGGGAUGACUGACACUCUGCCUCGUGAUGGAGGUGCGUCGUGGCUUUACGACCGCAAGUUCGAUCAUCGGGUUCGCCUGCUCCCCUCCGAGACAGACGAAGGCGUUUUGCGGACCAGUGGCUUGCUCAAGAGGUCGGCAUCUAUUGAUGAGGCCACCCAGAUCGUUAUUCAAGGAAUGCAGGAGUAUCUCGCCAAUGCGAUGACUGCUUCAGCUGACUCCAUUGACACAGAAUUGGCUCUCCCAGCAUUAGGCGUGGACUCUCUCAAAGCAACAGAAGUACAAAAUUGGGUAUCACGGGAGAUGGGGGCUGAGUUGUCAUCGUUCGAGUUCUUAGGAUCGCAGUCAGUCAGGGCUUUGUCGGAAAAGAUUGCCCAGCAAAGCUCGUUUGUUACUGUUCCAUAA